Molecule: messenger RNA, 1631 nt
Organism: Oldenlandia corymbosa var. corymbosa
Lineage: Eukaryota; Viridiplantae; Streptophyta; Magnoliopsida; Gentianales; Rubiaceae
Source: the annotation of a GenBank genome assembly
AUGGAAUCAUCAUCACUCUUAAUUGUGAUUCUAAUUUUAAUUUCGUCUCUUUUCCUUUUUCUAACGAAAGGAUCAUCCAAGAAAAGACUCCCACCAGGUUCAAUGGGAUUCCCCAUAAUAGGCCACACUCCAACUCUUUUGGAAGCUAUGAGAGCAAAUAAAGAUGAAGAAUGGCUAAAUGAAAGGAUAAAAAAGUAUGGGCCAAUUUCAAGAAUGAGUCUUUUCGGUACUCCAACAAUUUUUCUUAGUGGCUUGGCUGCGAAUAAGUUCAUGUACACAAGGGAUGGCAACACUUUGGGAAGUCAUCAACCAACUUCAAUUAGGAGAAUCUGUGGUGAAAAGAACAUUUUUGAAUUGACUGGUGAUGAUCAUAAGAGAGUUAGGGAAGCGCUUGUUUCUUUCUUGAAGCCAGAUGCAUUGAAGCAAUAUGUUGGUAAGGUGGAUGAGGAGAUUCAACUUCAUCUCAACCAAUUUUGGAAUGACCAAAGCAAUGUUGUGGUGAUGCCACUGAUGAAGACACUAACCUUCAAUGUGGUAUGCACACUCAUAUUUGGGAUUGAGCCAGGGGUAAGAAGAGACAUUUUAGUAAGGCUAUUUGAGAAAGUGAUGGAAGGAAUGCUUUCACUCCCAAUAAACUUGCCUUUCACUCGAUUUCACAGCAGCCUCCAAGCAAGCAAAAAAGUGAAAGCCAUUCUCAUUGAAUUGAUCAAAGAGAAAAGGGAAGCGUUGGGGAAAAAUUCCAUUUCUUCUCACAAUGACCUUAUUACUGCCCUGUUGAGCAUAAGGGAUGGUCAAAAUCAAAGUGUUAUUUCAGAUGAGGAAAUCGUGGAUAAUGCAUUUGUUAUUAUGAUUGGUGCACAUGACACUACUUCGAUUCUUCUAACAUUUUUGGUCAGGCUUUUGGCCAGAGAUCCAUCCAUCUAUACUGCCAUCGCUCAUGAGCAAAAUGAGAUUGCAAAGAGUAAGAAACUUGGGGAGCAUCUAACAUGGGAAGAUCUUUCAAACAUGAAGUUCACUUGGAGAGUAGCGAUGGAAAUGUUAAGGAUGCAUCCACCUAUGACUUAUUCCUUCAGAAGAACACUCAAAGAGAUUGAGUUCGGAGGUUUCCUUAUCCCGAAGGGUUGGCAAGUGGUUUGGAAUGCAAGCAUGACGCACAAGGAUGAAGCUAUAUUUCCAGAUCCAUUGAAGUUCAUGCCUAGGAGAUUCGAACAACAAGCCACAAAUAAUAGUACCAAUAUUCCGCCUUAUAGUUUUGUGGCAUUCGGAGCAGGAGCAAGAAGAUGCCCUGGAAAUGAAUUAGCAAGAAUUGAAACGCUGGCCAUGAUUCAUUAUCUAGUGACUAGAUUCAGAUGGCAACUUUCUUGUGAAGAUGAUUCGUUCUAUAGAGAUCCUAUGCCCGUUUUCAAUCGAGGUCUACCCAUCCAAAUUCACCGCAAGCAACCUCUUUAAGUGUGUGCGCGCGUGUGCAUAACUGUAUAUGUACAUUGCACAUUUAUAAUUGUCUGCGAUCCUUUUUUAGGGGUCAUAUAUAUUUGCAAUAGUUUGUAGUUACUGGCCAAAUAUCAAGGUAUCUUCAGACUUCAGCUAUUUAUGUCAUUUUCCAAAACAAAUGUCAUUGGUUGGUACUAAGG